Molecule: messenger RNA, 1551 nt
Organism: Saimiri boliviensis boliviensis (Bolivian squirrel monkey)
Lineage: Eukaryota; Metazoa; Chordata; Mammalia; Primates; Cebidae
Gene: C12H16orf89
Product: chromosome 12 C16orf89 homolog
Cellular component (GO): membrane; cytosol
Source: RefSeq, a predicted model, not a curated record
GGGACUGGCCUACCCGCCGCUGCCUCACCGUCAUCCCCCUGCAGCCAGCCUUCCCAGAUCCCUUUGAACCGGCCACCCAGGCUUCUUGGCAGCCCUGCCAGGCCACUUGUCUUCAGGUCUGCCAGGGGAGGUGGGGAGGAGGCGGGAGGAGAUCGUGCAGAGGCGGUCUGGGCUGCGCCAGAGCUUGGGGUGCUGAGCCUGUGACCAGCUGUGAGCAGAACCCAGCCAUGGCCAGCCCGGGGCUGCUGCUCCUGCUCUUACUGACGGCCCUGCCACUGCUGUGGUCCUCCUCACUGCCGGGACUGGACACUGCCGAAGCUAAGGCCACCAUCGCAGGCCUGAUCUUGUCUGCGCUGGAGAGAGCCACCGUCUUCCUAGAGCAGAGGCUGCCCGAAAUCAACCUGGAUGGCAUGGUGGGGGCCCGGGUGCUGGAAGAGCAGCUGAAAAGCGUUCAGGAGAAGUGGGCCCAGGAGCCGCAGCUGCAGCCGCUGAGCCUGCGAGUGGGGGUGCUGGGGGAGAAGCUGGAGGCCACCAUCCAGAGAUCCCUCCUCUACCUCCAGCUGAGUGACCCCAAGUACCUAAGAGAGUUCCUGCCGACCCUGCAGCCCGGGUUUUGGAAGCUCCCACAUGCCUGGACCCACACCAAUGCCUCCUUGGUCUACCCCACGUUCGAGCCCCAGGACUCGUUCUCGGAGGAGACCAGCGACAUGUGCCUGGUGCAGCUGCUGGGAACCGGGAUGGACAGCAGCCAGCCCUGUGGCCUCUCGGACUUCUGCAGGAGCCUCAUGACCAAGCCCAGAUGCUCGGGCUACUGCCUGUCCCACCAACUGCUCUUCUUCCUCUGGGCCAGAAUGAGCGGGUGCACACAGGGGCUGUUCCAGCAGAGCCAGGACUACAUCAGCCUCUUCUGCGCCAACAUGAUGGACCUGAACCGCAGAGCUGAGGCCAUCGGAUACAAAUACCAAACCCGGGACAUCUUCAUGGAAAACAUCAUGUUCUGUGGAAUGGGCGGCUUCUCCGACUUCUACAAGCUCCAGUGGCUGGACGCCAUUCUCAGCUGGCAGAAACAGCGGGAAGGUUGCUUCGGGGAGCCUGAUGCUGAAGAUGAAGAAUUAUCAAAAGCUAUUCAGUAUCAGCAGCAUUUUUUGAGGAGAGUGAAGAGGCGAGAAAAAAAAUUUAUAGAUGGCUGUUCCUCCCACAACACAGCCACAGCGGUGGCAGCCCUGGGUGGCUUCCUCUACAUCCUGGCUGAAUACCCCGCCGCAAACAGAGAGCCGCACCCAUCUACACCAUCACCACCAAGCAGCCACUGACACAGACGGUUCCGUGUCUGCUGCCUGGAGGAACAGACCCCUUUAGUCCUCCUCCCUUAGAUCCUGGAGGGCGUGGGUCACAUCCGGGGAAGGAGGCAUCUGGAGGAUAAGCAAAGCCACCCCGACGUCCCAUCUUGGGUUGUUUGGAAGCCCUCAGUAAGCAGGGCUAGGUGAUGUGGGGGCCGGGAGGGACCUAGGUGUGAGCGGAUGAAUAAAGUUAGACUGCAGCUGCCCCAGA